CAAUGAAAGCAACAUUUUCUACAUAUCUCACUGAGGGGCUUAUUUUAGUCUCUCCGGCUAUGUUUUUGCUUGUUUUGCUUUUGAUGGCCACAGUUAAACUUCCACACAACCAAUUUUGUGUUCUACUUGGAAUUGCCCAAUUAUUUUUCUUAGUUUUAUUUGCUCUUUUUUCACAACACGAUCCCAAUGCUCUUCCAUCAUCAGUUCCAAUCGGUUCUGUUUUGAUACAAGAAUCGCAGAAAAAAUUAACUGAUUUUCAAGAUGUUCAUUCAAUACUUCUUGUUGGAUUUGGAUUUUUGGUUGUGUUUGUUCGUCGAUAUGGAUUUGGAUCUUUUACAAUGUCAAUGAUGUUAACGGCUUUUACUUUAGAAUUAGCUCUACUUGUUCGAGGGUUUUUAACAGAUGAAUUUGCCCUCUAUGGAAAAUUUUAUGUUAAUUUACAAAAUUUAAUUAAUGCUGACUACACAGCUGCAGUUGUUUUAAUUUCUUUUGGAGCUUUAUGUGGUAAAUUGUCUCCAAUGCAAUAUUUGCUUAUGGCUCUAAUUGAAGCCCCAUUUUCUAUCUUUAACGAAUAUAUUGUUGUUAAAAUACUUGGAGUUCAAGAUUUGGGAGGUUCAAUGAUUAUUCACGUUUUUGGGGCCGUUUUUGGAUUAAUUGCUGGUCGAGUACUUUUUACUAAAACAUGGAGGGACAGCGAACAUUUGGGGAGUGUUUAUCAUUCAGAUAUAUUUACUUUUGUUGCUACCGGCUUUCUUUGGGUGUUCUGGCCUUCUUUUAAUGCUGCAAAUGCAUUUGGAGCAGAUGCCCGUAAUCGUUCAAUUAAUUUCAAUGUCCGCCACUUGGUUAAUGCUCCAUUAGCGGGUGGAGUUGCUUUGGGUGCUUGUGCUAAUAUUCUUUUGGCACCUUUUGAUGCUUUAGCUAUAGGGGUUGUUAGUGGGGCUGUUGCUGUUUUUGGAUAUAUUUUUAUUUCUCCAAUUCUCGAAAAGAAAUGCGGAUUUAGCGAUACAAGAGGCGUAAAUAAUUUACACGCAAUGCCCGGUAUUUUUUAA
Molecule: messenger RNA, 1049 nt
Organism: Meloidogyne enterolobii
Lineage: Eukaryota; Metazoa; Nematoda; Chromadorea; Rhabditida; Meloidogynidae
Source: the annotation of a GenBank genome assembly